Cynara cardunculus var. scolymus (artichoke) is the source of this 1801-nucleotide messenger RNA. RefSeq names its product 3-hydroxy-3-methylglutaryl-coenzyme A reductase-like. Bases 1 to 1698 code for a protein of 565 amino acids. NCBI's taxonomy places the organism in Eukaryota, Viridiplantae, Streptophyta, Magnoliopsida, Asterales, Asteraceae. Gene Ontology annotation, cellular component: endoplasmic reticulum membrane; peroxisomal membrane. Gene Ontology annotation, biological process: sterol biosynthetic process; isoprenoid biosynthetic process; coenzyme A metabolic process. The transcript has a single exon. Gene Ontology annotation, molecular function: protein binding; hydroxymethylglutaryl-CoA reductase (NADPH) activity. The record is from RefSeq and is a predicted model, not a curated record.
AUGGACGUCCGACGACGAUCAUCAUCAUCAUCAACCGCCAUGGGUGUGACACACCGGAAGAAGGAGGACUUGCUUGAUUAUUCUUCUGCUCUACCUCUCGUUCUAUACCUCACUAAUGCCAUCAUCUUCUUCACCCUCUUCUUCUCCGUUGUCCAUUUCCUCCUCCUCCGGUGGCGUGAAAAGAUCCGCCACUCCACUCCCCUCCAUGUCGUUACCUUCUCCGAGAUGGCAGCCAUUCUCUCCUUUGUGUCCUCCUUCGUCUAUCUCCUUGGAUUCUUUGGCAUCCAACCUUUCCUCUUCCCAAGAUUUUCAUUUUCAUAUGAAGAAGACGAAGAAGAAGAGGAAGAAACCAAACCACUUUCAGAUAUUAUUCAUAUGGAAGACACCGUCAAUUCUCCGGUGAUGGAGGAAGACGAGGAGGUGAUAAGGUCGGUGGUUGAUGGGGAAACACCGUCAUAUUCCCUGGAAUCGAAGCUUCACGACUGCAAACGUGCAGCCUUCAUCAGGAGACAAGCUUUAGAGAGAAUCACCGGAAAAUCCCUACAAGGUCUUCCCUUAGACGGCUUCGAUUACGAUUCCAUAUUGGGACAGUGUUGUGAGAUGCCAGUUGGUUACGUCCAGAUACCAGUGGGUGUUGCAGGUCCAUUGUUGCUCGACGGGAUGGAAUUCACGGUGCCAAUGGCCACCACUGAAGGAUGUUUGGUGGCCAGCACCAAUAGGGGUUGUAAGGCCAUUUAUGCCUGUGGUGGUGCCACCAGUGUGCUUCUCAAAGAUGGCAUGACUAGAGCUCCGGUGGUGAGGUUUGCCACCGCGAAAAGAGCUGCAGAAUUGAAAUUCUUCUUGGAGGAACCCCUCAACUUCCAAACUUUGGCUUCUGAGUUUAACAAAUCAAGCCGUUUUGGUCGGUUACAGAGAAUCACAUGUGCCAUCGCCGGGAAGAAUCUUUACAUCAGGUUCAAUUGCAGCACCGGUGAUGCCAUGGGGAUGAACAUGGUUUCCAAAGGAGUUCAAAAUGUUCUAGAUUAUCUCCGGUCAGAUUUCUCGGAUAUGGACGUGAUUGGCAUCUCCGGGAAUUAUUGUUCCGACAAGAAACCGGCGGCCGUGAACUGGGUCGAAGGGAGAGGCAAAUCGGUGGUAUGUGAAGCCAUCAUAAAAGAGGAGGUGGUGAAGAAGGUUCUGAAAACAGAUGCAGCUUCUUUGGUUGAGUUGAACACGCUCAAGAACCUUACUGGAUCCGCCAUGGCUGGUGUUCUUGGUGGGUACAACGCCCAUGCAAGUAACAUAGUCACCGCCGUGUACAUUGCAACCGGCCAAGACCCAGCUCAAAAUAUCGAGAGUUCUCAUUGUAUCACCAUGAUGGAAACAGUAAACAAUGGAAAGGACCUUCAUGUAUCUGUAACCAUGCCAUCGAUCGAGGUUGGGACCGUGGGUGGUGGCACCCAGUUGGCAUCACAAUCAGCGUGUCUGAACCUGCUUGGUGUAAAGGGUGCGAACCAAGAAUCACCAGGGUCAAAUGCAAGGCAGUUGGCGAAGGUGGUGGCAGGUGCUGUUUUGGCAGGUGAGUUGUCUUUAAUGUCCGCCAUUGCUGCAGGCCAGCUUGUGAAGAGUCACAUGAAGUACAACCGUUCGAAUAAAGCUAAAGAUGCCACCUCCAAGCAAGCGGAAGCCAUUGCAGAAGUGGAGUUCGUGCUUCUUUAACAAAAGCUAUGGAAGAAAUGGAUCCAUGAAUGUAUACAUAUAUAUCAUGUGUUGAUAACUUGUCUCUUCUUUGCUUCAUUCUUUUUCCCUCCAUGUCUUGUAU